UGUAGAUGCUUAUGAUUCAUGCCUAAACAGUGUGUGUUAAUAAAUUAAUAAUUUUUUAUUUUACAAGUCCACGUGUUGUGAAUUGUUGAAAUUGGAGUUAAAAGUUUAUUUUUUUGUUAAAUAAAUAAAUAAUGGGUGAAAUUAAACCAAAAAAGGAAGAAGGUGAAGAUGCACCAGAUGCUGAAGGUAAAGAACUCAGUUAUGAGGAUAAAUUAAAAAAUUGCAGUCCAAUUGCUGAUCCAAUGGCCAGUAAAAAAUUAACCAAAAAAAUUUACAAACUUAUCAAAAAAGCAUCAAAACAAAAGACCUACUUGAGAAAUGGAUUGAAAGAUGUACAAAAACAUCUUCGUAAAGGUGAAAAAGGUAUUGUUAUAUUUGCUGGUGAUGUAUUUCCAAUUGAAAUAAUGUGUCAUUUACCAAUUGUUUGUGAAGACAAAGACAUACCACAUUGUUAUGUACCAUCUAAACAAGAUAUUGGCACAUCAAUGGGAGUUAAACGUGGUAGUUUGAUGGUUCUCAUUAAAGAACAUGAUGAGUACAAAGAUUUAUAUGAUGAGGUCAAGGAAGGCAUCAAGACUCUUGUUCCAAGUCAUUUUUAAAUUUAAUCAUUGAUAAACUAUCUACUAAUAAACAAUAAAUUGUAAAAUUAUUUCGUUUUAUAUUUUUUUAGAAAUUAAAGAAACAAAAAAAUGAAAAAUACACAAUAAAUAAC
Molecule: messenger RNA, 712 nt
Organism: Aphidius gifuensis
Lineage: Eukaryota; Metazoa; Arthropoda; Insecta; Hymenoptera; Braconidae
Gene: NHP2
Product: H/ACA ribonucleoprotein complex subunit 2-like protein
Exons: 4
Coding region: 132-599 (155 amino acids)
Biological process (GO): rRNA pseudouridine synthesis; snRNA pseudouridine synthesis
Cellular component (GO): nucleolus; box H/ACA snoRNP complex
Molecular function (GO): box H/ACA snoRNA binding
Source: RefSeq, a predicted model, not a curated record